AUGUUCCGGCCCAACUCAGACUUCCAGCCCAAGAUAUUGUCCACCACCAAACGAGUGCGCGGCGUCCUGAACGGCAAAUACAUCUUCGACACCACCGCGGCCAAACUCGUCUGGGAGCACAAAUUCUUCCCACAAUACUGGAUCCCCAAAUCCGAUUUCCUACAGACUGCCACUUUUACAGACCACCUCCCCACUUCCGGCAGCGGCACGCAAUGGUCGACAUCGACACUCAGCGUUGUCGGCAAUUCCAAAUCCGUACAGACUCUAAUCGUUCCGGACUCAUUCAACUCCGAACUCGCAGGCCUGGUCAAGAUCGAGUUCAAAGCCCUCGACGCAUGGUACGAAGAGCAAGCCCCAGUCCUGUACCAUCCCAAGGACCCCUUCCACCGCGUCGACAUUCUCCCGUCGGGCCGACAUUUGCGGGUGGAACUCGACGGCGUCGUGCUCGCCGACACGGGCUCCGAGGGCGGCGUCAUGUCACUCUGGGAAACGAAUUUUCCCGGGCGUUGGUACCUUCCGCCCACGGCGGUCAACUGGGAGUAUUUGGUCCCCAGUGACACGCACACAGGGUGUCCGUAUAAGGGCGAGGCGAGCUAUUAUCAUGCUGUGGUGAAGGGGAAGGAAGUCAAGGAUGUGGUGUGGUGGUACAAGAAUCCUACUUUGGAGAGUGGGCUGAUUGCUGGCAUGUUGUGCUUUUAUCCGGAUAAAGUGGAUACAUGGGUCGAUGGGACGGCGAUUGAGAAGGUUGGCAUGCCGAAUAUGAAGAAGCCCACUCCUGAUGAGGAGGAUAAGUCGAAGCAGGAGAAGUGA
Molecule: messenger RNA, 810 nt
Organism: Capronia coronata CBS 617.96
Lineage: Eukaryota; Fungi; Ascomycota; Eurotiomycetes; Chaetothyriales; Herpotrichiellaceae
Exons: 1
Coding region: 1-810 (269 amino acids)
Source: RefSeq, a predicted model, not a curated record